GCUUUUUCAAAUUUGUGAGGGAAAGUGAGUCCGAGCGCGAGCGCGUCCCACAAUGCACUCGCCGCUCAGCGGGAAACCAAAAUGGCGAGAGCGUGUGAGCCAAAUCAGUUGUUUACCAUAGUGUAAAACACUUAAUACAUUAGAUUCAUCUUGCACAAGCAGCACCACCUCGAUUUACAGCGGAGCUCCUGCUGACCGUUUAUGGUGUAGUUUUUUGUGUUUGUGAGGCAUUGUAACCCGGGAAAGUGGCCGAAUGAGAGACUUAGCAAGUGCAGAUAACCUGGCCGCCCAUCAAAAGUCAACUCCAAAUCACCAACACAAGUCACCGGUGCCCUUGUCACAAUUUCCCCUGAAAGAUGGGCUGACUGACACAGCCAGACUCGCCAGCAAGUUUGAAGAAGGGCAGGACGUCCUGGCCCGAUGGUCAGAUGGCCUCUUUUACCUGGGAAUUAUCUCCAAGAUAGAUAAACAUAAGCAUCGCUGCUUUGUGAUUUUUGAAGAUCAAUCUAAAUCUUGGGUUCUGUGGAAGGACAUUCAGACAGUUGACAGACUUCAGAGUCUCCGGGCUUACACAAACCGUAAGUCCCACAUCGAGCCAGGAGACAAGAAUAGGGAAGGGGACAGUGGAGGGGAAAUGCUCUGCUCUAUAUGCCAGAAUGAAAGCUCCGAGCCCCCCAAUGAAAUAGUUAUCUGUGACAAAUGUGGACAAGGAUACCAUCAGCUAUGCCACGCUCCCAUAAUCGACCCCAGUGUCAUUGCCUCUGAUGACAAAUGGCUGUGCAGACAGUGCGUGUUUGCUACAACAACAAAGAGAGGCGGUGCACUGAAGAAAGGGCCAAAUGCCAAAGCCCUACAGGAAAUGAAGCAGUCUCUGCCUUAUGCCCUUGAAGAUUUAGUGUGGGACCAGGGCCAUAAGACCAACAUGCAGCAAUGCUACUGCUACUGUGGAGGGCCUGGCGAAUGGUAUCUGAAGAUGUUGCAGUGUAAUAAGUGUAAGCAGUGGUUUCAUGAAGCCUGCAUCCAGUGUUUUCAGAAGCCUAUGCUCUUUGGAGACAGGUUCUAUCUAUUUAUUUGUUCCGUUUGUAAUAGUGGACCAGAGUACCUCAAACGUUUGCCUCUGAGAUGGGAAGAUGUUGCACACCUGAGCCUCUAUAACCUGAGUGUAAUUCAUAAAAAGAAAUACUUUGACUCAGAGCUCGAACUGAUGACUUACAUCAAUGAAAACUGGGACAGACUUCAGCUUGGCGAGCUUGCAGAUACACCAAGAGCAGAACGAUAUGAAUGCAUUCUGGAAGCACUUAACAGCAACCUAAACAUGUUCAUGUCAGGGAAAGAGAUAAAAAAGAAGAAACACCUGUUUGGAUUACGAAUUCGCUUCCCACCAGCCCCCCAGAGUUCUGAGCUCCUGUCAGGUCGAGAGCCAGAAAAAGCCUCCCAUGAGAUCAAAAUCAAAGGCAGGAAGGCCACCAAACCCCCUCAUUCAUCCAGCACUGUCACUAAUGGAGUGAAGAAAGGAAAGAGGAAGCAUCACACACACUCUUUAGAAACGUUGGCCAAACUGAGAAGAUCAAGUGAACUUUUGGCACAGAAUGAUGGGAAGUUUCCAACUCUAGACAACAACUCACUGGACCUGAUGGCUUCAAAAAGUGCUAAAAGUGAAAAAUCUUUGCCUUCAUCAAGUACCUCAGAUGUUGAAUCUGUUGGUGCCACCAGCACUAGUGAAACUACCUCAACCACCCUCUCAAGGCAGUCCAGUUUGGGCAGUCCGAGUGGACCACGCACUGGAUGCUUAUGGUCCACCAUCACGCAACCGCCAAUUAAGAGACGCCGGGGACGUCCACGACGAGCACUGCAGCCCCCAAAUCCAGAGAUUCCUCCACCCUGCAACCCAGAGCUGCAACCCAGCAACAAUGUCCCUGAGCCCAGCCCCCUCCCCUCUUGCCUCUACAGUGGCAUGGACAUCAUGCAGGGCCUGGACCCCAACACCCAGCUCAACAACCUCAAGAGUUCCAUCAGCACUUACUUCGGAGCUGCAGGGCGCCUGGCCUGUGGGGAGAAGUACCGUGUGCUCGCUCGCCGUGUCACUAAUGACGGCAAAGUACAGUACUUGGUGGAAUGGGAGGGCGUCACUGCCUCCUGAGUUUCACAUGGGUCUAAUGUACUUAAUUUCUUGACAAUAAAUACAUAACCUGUAAUGAGAGAAGAGCAGUGAUCGUGCCCAAAUGUAUAUGGUUGACUGAUAUAGUUGAAGGUCCUCAGGACUAUAAUGAAGAAAUGGGACUUUGUAGAGUUUUGUGUAUGUGACCUGUCUCUGUGGAAAUUGAAACAGACUGCCUUCAAGUGGACUGGAUUUACACAUUGAAGGUGGCUGUAGUUUCAGGUUGAAGACAUGAUCAAUUCACUACUAUGUGAAAAUAACCCAAGUCCUUGCUUUUUGUCUCUGAUGUGUAGGUGCCUUAAGGGAUUGCAAAACAGAUCCUAUAUGCUGCUGGAGACAAGAUUUUUUCUCCUUAUUCAGUUAAAUAUUUUCUCAUAGCUCGAAUUGCCAAGAGGAAAGAGCGCUAUUGUCAAUAGGGCACUUUUAUUUACAUUUCAACUGAUUGCACAGAAGCUCAUGUACAUCCAGUAUUGUGUCAUCUCAGUUUAAACAGCCUAGCUUGUGAAUUUGAUUAUAAAAUGAGAUUAUGAUGUUAAAAAACAAUGGAAAAUGGUUAAUUAUUCUCCUGCCACAAAACAUAAAAUUAAAUAAAUGAGUAGCAUUAAUAUUUACAUAAGAUCUUGGUAUUUUUGGAGACAUUCCACAUUUCCAGAAGGCUAAUCAAAGUUUUUUU
This is a messenger RNA of Sinocyclocheilus rhinocerous, 2831 nucleotides long. RefSeq names its product metal-response element-binding transcription factor 2-like. Lineage: Eukaryota; Metazoa; Chordata; Actinopteri; Cypriniformes; Cyprinidae. Bases 254 to 2140 code for a protein of 628 amino acids. The record is from RefSeq and is a predicted model, not a curated record. Gene Ontology annotation, biological process: negative regulation of gene expression, epigenetic. The transcript is spliced from 16 exons. Gene Ontology annotation, molecular function: chromatin binding; DNA binding. Gene Ontology annotation, cellular component: nucleus.